AUGACGAGGGCCACACUGGGCAGUGCUCCUGCAGCCCGGGGAGAUGAGGAAUUCCGCUCCUCCGUGUGCAAGAAGCAGCAGGGCCAAGUUCCCGUCGACACAGACGGGUCCCCCUUUUCCUCCCGGGACCCCUUCUUCGUCAUCUCUACCCUUUUCAACAUCUAUGUGGCCUGGCACGUGUCCACCCUUCCCAAUGACCCCUUUCUCACGUUUUCCUUCAACCCCAUCUCCUCCCCUGAUGCACGGAUUCGAACUCCUGUUUUGCUGGUACCUAGCCAGGUGACCUCAAGCAAAAGCAAGCCCUUGUCCCCAUGGACCUCAGUUUUGCCACCUGGGAAGUGGCUCUCAGGGACACUUCCCCUUGGAGGCUGGAUCCUGUGGGAGCCAGCAGAGUGGCACACGACAGAGGAAGCCUGCAGCUGCCACUCUCAGCCACUGCCCGCUGCAGGAGGUUGUCCCACACAGUCUUCGAAUGCUCCGGGCCCUUCCCUAACUGCCCACCUUUCUUUUCCAGGGCUGGGAGAGGGUUCUGCCCUCCUUCAUCCUGAUGGCAGAGCCCAUCCUCGGUCCUUAGAGAAAAGUGCCUGGAGGGCUUUCAAGGAGUCCCAGUGCCAUCACAUGCUCAGACACCUCCACAAUGGCGCGCGGAUCACUGUGCAGAUGCCACCGACCAUCGAGGGCCACUGGGUCUCCACAGGCUGCGAGGUGCGGUCGGGGCCAGAGUUCCUCACGAGGUCCUACAGGUUCUACCACAACAACACCUUUCAGGCCUACCAGUUUUACUAUGGCAGCAACCGGUGCACAAAUCCCACCUAUACCCUCAUCAUCCGCGGCAAGAUCCGCCUGCGCCAGGCCUCCUGGAUCAUCCGCGGAGGCACGGAGGCCGACUACCAGCUGCACAACGUCCAGGUCAUCUGCCACACGGAGGCGGUGGCCGAGCAGCUCAGCCAGCUGGUGAACCGCACGUGUCCAGGCUUCCUGGCCACCGGGGGCCCCUGGGUGCAGGACGUGGCCUACGACCUGUGGCGGGAGGAGAAUGGCUGCGAGUGCACCAGGGCUGUGAACUUCGCCAUGCACGAGCUGCAGCUCAUCCGCGUGGAGAAGCAGUACCUGCACCAGAACCUGGACCACCUGGUACAGGAGCUCUUCCUCGGGGACAUCCACACAGACGCCACCCAGCGGGUGUUCUACCGGCCCUCCAGUUAUCAGCCGCCCCUGCAGAAUGCCAAGAACCAUGACCACGCCUGCAUCGCCUGUCGGAUCAUCUACCGGUCGGACGAGCACCACCCUCCCAUCCUGCCCCCCAAGGCCGAGCUGACCAUCGGACUGCACGGGGAGUGGGUGAGCCAGCGCUGUGAGGUGCGCCCCGAGGUCCUCUUCCUCACCCGCCACUUCAUCUUCCACGACAACAACCACACCUGGGAGGGACACUACUACCACUACUCGGACCCCGUGUGCAAGCACCCCACCUUCACCAUCUACGCCCGGGGCCGCUACAGCCGCGGCGUGCUCUCCUCCAGGGUCCUGGGCGGCACCGAGUUCGUGUUCAAAGUGAAUCACAUGAAGGUCACCCCCAUGGAUGCGGCCACAGCCUCGCUCCUCAACGUCUUCAAUGGGAACGAGUGUGGGGCCGAGGGGUCCUGGCAGGUGGGCAUCCAGCAGGACGUGACGCACACCAACGGCUGCGUGGCCCUGGGCAUCAAGCUACCUCACACGGAGUACGAGAUCUUCAAGAUGGAGCAGGAUGCCCGGGGGCGCUACCUGCUCUUCAACGGCCAGAGGCCCAGCGACGGGUCCAGUCCUGACAGGCCGGAGAAGAGGGCCACCUCCUACCAGAUGCCCCUGGUGCAGUGUGCCUCCUCCUCGCCCCGAGCAGAGGACUCGCCCGAGGACAGUCGCGGCCACCCUUACGGCCGGGCACCGGGAGCUGCAGCCUGGCCGCUGCUGCUUGCCACUCUCGCCACCCUUUUGACUCUUCUGCAGUGGAACGUCCUCAGAUAGAAGUUUUUAGAAGGUUUUAUUUUUCUAAGCCAGGAUUUCUUAUCAUUUACAGAUUUUCUUUACAAAAAAGGAAAGACAUUGAUUCUUCUGAUGCACUUGAAAGCCUGAGGCCGUCCCCUCUGCCCUCCCUCCCUCCAGCCCUGUGUGGUGACCAGCUGGUUUGAAGUCUCUGCUUUGAACUCCAGCCAGCCAGCUCCCGAUUGCCCUCGGGCUCUGCAGACGGCCUGGCUUCAGGCUGGCACGUUGGGAGAGCAGUGGGCAGAGAGCGAGGUCCUCUGGCCCUUGCCCUCCUCCGUGUGGUUGUGUCUCUGAGUUGAGCUUAGAAGAAGCAGCUGUCCAGUUCCCACUCCUGCCCUUUACCACGGCUGCCCCCAGCCUCCUUGAGACAGUUUUUCUCUCUGCAUUUUCUGGGCUGGAGAGCUGGUCUGGGACCGCUCUGGAGACCCCGGGUGUUAACGAAGAGGGUGUGGAUGUGUACACAGGAGAGCUGCGAGGUUUAGCGAGACGGCUUAUACAGCGUUUGUGCAAAAAAAGGAGAGUCCACGUGUGUGGGAAUGUUGAGUGGGAAAAUGUCUGUGAUUAAAAUUUCUAAGUAAUUUAAACCAUUUGUACAUCAGCAUUUUCACUCUGAGAGAGGAGACUUGUCCCAUGCUGGUGCCGGUGGCAAGCCGCUUCUUCGUCACCCUCGCCGUGGACGGGGCGGUCGGGAUGUGACAGAAGCAGACCUGUGGCUGGACAGACAGGAACAGUGGGUGCAGGGUGCGGGUGGUGUGUUAAUUGCCACAUGAGCCACAGAGACAGUACCUAUUUGUUGCACAGUUUCCUCCUCGUGGGGGACCCCAAUCCCGGGCCCAUUGCUGGGUGGAGCAGAGGGAGCCCCACUCUGGCAUCUCUGCCAUCUUUAAAGACAAACUCAGAGAGGCCAAGCUCGGCGCUGCAGCGGCUGGCUCUUCAGAGGGUGCAGCAGGAGUUGCCCGUGCCAGGUGCUGGGUGCCCCUGGGUGUGCAGCCAGGAGCGCGUGCAUCCUCCGAUCACCGGCCAGCCAGCGUGGCUCGUGUUCCUUCCUGCCCUUGCCUGGGCUCCGUCCUGACUGUGAGUUUCAGGGCCACUCAUUCUGAGUCCGCUUCCCUCACAGUCGUCAGGAGAGUGGGUGUUCAAGGCUGCCCAGCCCUUGGAGUUAUUGCAAAUGGUGCUACCUAAACACCAAGUGCUCUUGCACUUAGAGACCAGCACGGGCAGGUGUGAGUGACAGGAAGCUCCGUGGAACUAGGAGCAGAUGCCGAGACCCCGGUCCCGGCUUUGGGAGUCGCCCUCAUAUUUAGAGUGGACUUUGUAAGACGCCGCGGUGUCUGGUGUGUUGUGAGGUACAGAGAUGGCAUACGGCACCAGAGUGCUUUAUAUUUAGAUUAUAUUUUAGUUCGUGGUGCAUACCCGAGGGGAUACAUCAAAAUGAAAAUACUAACUUAAUGUCUGCCAAGUUUAAUAAAUAAUGAAGCCAAAACUAC
Ictidomys tridecemlineatus (thirteen-lined ground squirrel) is the source of this 3506-nucleotide messenger RNA. NCBI's taxonomy places the organism in Eukaryota, Metazoa, Chordata, Mammalia, Rodentia, Sciuridae. The record is from RefSeq and is a predicted model, not a curated record.